AGUUCGUGGUGCGCCGUCGAUUGACGCAUUUUCCGUCGAGAAGGUGGAGAACAAAACGUGGAGAGCGUUCGACGUCCUCUCUCUUUUUCUCUCUCUUUUUCUCUCUCUCUUUCUCUCCGUCUGCCCGUCUCCCUGUCUCUCUCCGUCGUCCUCGCCACUCUCCAUCCUUUCCUCUCGUUUUUUCGGUUUUAUCUCGCGUAUCUUUCUUGCCGCUGGACCACCACACUCGCCGGUGGCACACGCUGCUCUCACGGCGGGAGAUUCGAUUUGCGCCCGUGCCACUCAGGAAUUUAUGAUUCGCCAGUGAUUGUCGUGGGUCAAGGACCGUUCCGUUUUCCCGUAUUAAUUUACGGAUCGCGAGAUAUACGUCAGUGAUCCUUGGAAGAGCCAACACCGGACGAUUUCCACCUUAAAUAUGGCCCAAACUUAUAAUCAGAAGAGAAAUGUGUACAGCAUUGACCAGAUACUGGGUCACGGCAAAGAUGAAGAUCACGCGACGUCGUCCGACGCCGUCGUGGACGCCGGUGACACGGAGCUCGGUCAUCUGAGUGAUCAUCAGAUCAGCGAUGCCCUGCACGACCCCCUGAACUUGGGCGAAUCCGACCGACCUCGAAAAGUACGAAGGUCCCGCACGACUUUCACGACUUAUCAGCUGCACGAACUGGAGAAGGCCUUCGGUAACACUCAGUACCCGGAUGUGUUCACCAGGGAAGAGUUGGCGAUGAGGCUGGACCUUUCGGAGGCCAGAGUUCAGGUGUGGUUUCAAAAUCGCCGUGCAAAAUGGCGCAAGAAGGAAAAGGCGCUGGGCAGGGACACCAGUUUCAUGCACGAGCAAGGUGGCGUGAACGAGCUGUCGCUGCACGCGCGGUUGCUGCAGACGGCCGGCAGUAUUCCCGGCGCGGAUCCCUCGGGACCGCCGACGGGCGGGUUGCCCUGGUUCUUCCCGCCGGUUUUUCCGCCACCCUGGGCGCCAACGAGUGCACCCAAGCUGCCGCCCUUGCAAGCCUUUCUAUCGCAGUACAUCGGGCUGCCACAGAAUCUCGCGUCGCUCAGCACAAUGCUGCCGGUUGGCUUGAAUCCAGCCGCGUCCUUAAACCACGGUAACGUCGCCAACGGCCAUACUCUGGUUGGCCACCUGCACCCCAGUCAUCCGCUGAACCUGGGGGUGCAGAACAUACCGCAGAACCUGAGCUCGAGGAACGACAAGGAGGACGACUCGGCAUCGUCCGAUGAUGAGGUCAGGAAGCAGAGCGCGGAGGUGCUGAGAGUAAAGGCGGAAGAGGCGUUACGCAAGGCGGACAAUUAACUGUGAGAGCUCAUGAACUUUUGUAAAUAUGGAAGAUCUUCCGUGUCCUUUCUCUGAACGUGGACGCGUUCGAGAGCUUCUAGCGUUCCGCGCGCAAAGAAGGGCUCUUUCAGUCCCUCGUGCAAGGACACGGGGGAUCGGAUCUCCAUUUUGCGUUGAAUUCAAGAUUCGAUGCGCGAUUGGACUUUGAUGAGUAUGUACGUUCUGAUGCACGAAGUGCCUCGAAAGGAAACGCGCGCUUGCCAAAUUCUUGAUCGACACCAAAGUUGAUUGAUCGCGAGAUCAGAAAUGAACUUGGUUUGCCAGCCAAGGGUUCAUCAGAUUAUUUUCGCGCUUAUUUUUCUUAUUUAUUUUAUUUAAGUAUCGCUUCUCCCGGGACACUCCGUGUAUCUUAUAGAUUGAAUGACGAUAAAGCGGACGAUACCUGUCUGAUUCGCACUUGAAUAUCCGGUGUGAGUGUCGCUGGUGAUAAUUGGCGGUCUGUGAUAAUUUUCGAUAUACUCGAUUAAUGUUGCGGCUCGACCGCUCGGUGUGGCUGAAUGAGUUAAAUGACGCUUUAAUUCCAAUUAGCGACACAUAUAAGACGCAACAACUUUGCCGAAUAUUAUUUAUCGAACGUAAUAGGUUGCACAUCGGAUACGCAGGUCCCUUUGAUCUGGAAUCACAAGGAUAAUAAGCGGCAUAAGAGGAUUAUUUCCGAUAGCAUACCGAAUUGAUUUGUACGGCUUCAAUGAAGAGAUUAACUUAAAACAAAAACGCAUUUUAUAUUGAGUAAUACAAUUAUAAUAACAUAGCGGAACGAUAAAUGAAUCUUGAAAGUAUGACAUUAUGUAAUUCCUCGCUUGUUAUGUACUAGAAAUCAAUUAUGUUAUGUACUAAUUUAUGUAAUUAAUAUGUAAUAUAAUCAUUAAUAUAUCAUGUAUCAAUCUAUGAUUGCAAGUGUAAAUUUUAUAUAAUUUUGAAUCAUCAUCUGUGAUUAUUUUCUAAUAGCGAUAUAUCUUUAAGAAUUUCAGUUUUUUUUAUGCGAGACGUCGGAAUGAUCUGAGAAGUACGUGUCGCUUAUGAUGCGUUUAUAUAUUGUGUAUUGAAUGAUGCAUUGUACUCAAUUUAUUACCAUAUUACUGCCCGAGCUGUCACGUGACGGCGACAACCGCGUAGAAUCACCUUUGAAGAAUCGAGCGUACAGGGAAUCGUCUGCGCAUAAAAAUCAGAUAAAGUGUAUCACGCGCGAAGAGGUCUUGUAAAAUACAUGUAUCAUAUAAAUAUUAGAUAUAUUAUGUAUACAUAUGUACCAUAUAUUACCAGCUAUCGACAUUGUGUAAAUAUGUAGGGAUUACGUUAAAAAAAAUAUAUUGCACUUAUGAGGAA
Messenger RNA from Ooceraea biroi (clonal raider ant), 2674 nucleotides. RefSeq names its product aristaless related homeobox homeobrain (gene hbn). The record is from RefSeq and is a predicted model, not a curated record. Gene Ontology annotation, biological process: regulation of transcription by RNA polymerase II. NCBI's taxonomy places the organism in Eukaryota, Metazoa, Arthropoda, Insecta, Hymenoptera, Formicidae. Gene Ontology annotation, molecular function: RNA polymerase II transcription regulatory region sequence-specific DNA binding; DNA-binding transcription factor activity, RNA polymerase II-specific.